GAGUGUAAACAAGCGAAGACCCGACGAAGGAGAUGAACGUCGGAUUACUUAUAACCUCGAUAUGUCAUCCUGUGAUUAAUGGUCGUAUUCUGAUCUAAAUAUGUCCACAUCCGGGUGCAAUGUGCAAGAGAUGGCUUCCCCUGCGGCUCAAGACGUGUACCUCCACCUGUGGCAGAAGAAGAAUCUUGAGGCAGAGUCGGGAGGCGGCUUAGUCAAGGCUGAUGCACUGAGGUUUAAUCUCGCGCAGCUGCAUUAUCUGAAGGCUAAUUUCAAUGAUAUGGAUGAUUCAUUGAUGGCAAUUAAGACCAAAGAACUUCUCCGGGAUUAUGGUAGGCUUAUGGAUGAUCAGAAGAAAGGCCUCAAUAAUUAUGCCAAGCCAAUUCUUACCUUGGUUGGAAAGAGUAAGAAUGACAGCAAGAAUUGGAAAUGUAAUCUGAAACCAGAGGAAAUAAUAGACAAAUAUCUAAGACCACUUCCCGACUCCUCACAAAACUUGAAGAGUGAGUGUAGGAAAUUAGCCAAGAUCUUGAACAAGAGUCAAGAAAGGAAACCACAACAGAGUGAGAAGUUUUACAAUGCAUCAGGUGUUUCAACAUUGUCUGAGAGUGUUACCUUUGAUGGCACUGUUGGGCUGUCUUUUAAUCUGAUGGAUGAUGAUAUGCUGGAGAGUCAGGAAAGUGAUGCUGCAUACAAUAUAAAACAGUCAGAACUAUUUGGUGAGGGAAGUUUUGGAACAAGUGGCUCAGGAAGCAAUCUCAACAGGUACCAGUUGAACAAGAAUGGUAUCCAAUCCAGAACAAGCCACUCAGCAGGACCAUUCAGAUGUGAAGGUAAUGCAUUUGACAGUGGAAUUGCUACCCAGAGACAUAGGGAGAAAGCUGGUACAUAUCCCUGGAACAGAGGAAACUUGCCUGGUGUUAGCAGUGCUGGGAAUAUGGAAAGAGGUCGAUCAACAGGAUUGGAAAAGGAAAAUAUGGAUAACAGAUUUGGUAAUGAUCAAUUUAACAUUCUAAAUGGUAAUUUGGAAAGAAGUAGACAGGAUGGACAGAGAGGAGGUGGAUCCUCUGGGAAUGUGUUUACCUCCUACUCCCAGCCACAACAGCAGCAGCGUGGUGGCUCUGGAAGGGGUUUCAGAGGCAGCGGAGGAGGUGGGAGUGGGCGAUAUCCUUGGAGUAGAGGUGCAGAAAAACAGACUGAUGAUUCUCCCAUCGCAGAUAAUGUGUCUUGCUUUAAGACUGCUUCACAUCAACUUUUGCUGGACCAGAUGAAAAAAUCAGGCAGAGGUGUAGUUAGUGAAGCCGCAUAUGGGUCUGUCAAGAGAUCUCUAGGUGUCAGAAGGGCUGUCAACAACAAAUUCACACCACCCAUUCGAAGAGAAGAUGAAGACAACAACUUUGGUAGUAGUGAGAUUAUCCGAAGUUGUUUACCACAAGGAUCUUCAGGGAAAGGGGGAGACGUUAGAGCUGGAACUGAAGAAAGCCCUAAUGCUGAACUAUUAACUGAUGAAAGAUUAAAGAAUAUUGAGCCUAAAAUGGUUGAACUGAUAAUGAAUGAAAUUAUGGAUAGUGGACCCCCAGUGUCAUGGGAUGAUAUAGCUGGGCUGGAGUUAGCCAAGACUACAAUUCAGGAAAUAGUGGUGUGGCCCAUGCUGCGUCCUGAUAUUUUUACUGGCCUGAGAGGCCCUCCAAAAGGAAUCUUACUCUUUGGCCCUCCAGGCACUGGCAAGACCAUGAUAGGUAAAUGCAUAGCCAGCCAGAGCGGGUCCACCUUCUUCAGCAUCAGUGCUUCUUCCCUCACGUCAAAGUGGGUGGGUGAGGGGGAGAAGAUGGUGCGUGCAAUGUUCGCUGUUGCAAGGUGCCAUCAGCCUGCGGUCAUCUUCAUUGACGAGAUCGACUCGCUCCUGACGCAGCGGUCUGACACGGAGCAUGAGAGCUCGCGCCGUAUCAAAACAGAAUUCUCGUACAACUUGAUGGAGCCACUUCAGGCAGCGAUGAAAGACUGCUGGUCGUGGGGGCAACAAAUCGACCACAGGAACUGGACGAAGCUGCUCGGAGGAGACUCGUCAAAAGGCUGUACAUUCCUCUGCCGGAAUCAAAGGCCCGGCAACAAAUCAUUGUGAACCUGAUGGUGAGCCAAGUGCACGGACUGACGGAGGAGGACAUCCACCGCAUUUGCCAGAGCACGGACGGUUACUCGGGGGCCGACAUGGCCAAUCUCUGUCGCGAGGCUGCCCUGGGGCCCCUCCGCUCUAUCAGU
This is a messenger RNA of Penaeus chinensis, 2256 nucleotides long. RefSeq names its product fidgetin-like protein 1. The coding region runs from base 101 to 2119 and encodes 672 amino acids. The transcript is spliced from 14 exons. The record is from RefSeq and is a predicted model, not a curated record. Gene Ontology annotation, molecular function: microtubule severing ATPase activity; ATP hydrolysis activity; ATP binding. NCBI's taxonomy places the organism in Eukaryota, Metazoa, Arthropoda, Malacostraca, Decapoda, Penaeidae.